Molecule: messenger RNA, 1021 nt
Organism: Raphanus sativus (radish)
Lineage: Eukaryota; Viridiplantae; Streptophyta; Magnoliopsida; Brassicales; Brassicaceae
Exons: 4
Coding region: 66-944 (292 amino acids)
Source: RefSeq, a predicted model, not a curated record
GAAAAUUUAUAACAUAUAGCAUUCUAAAGCACAAAGAAUCAGACAAACAAAUAUUUAGUAAGUAUAUGGUGAAUCGGUCCAAGAACAAGUUCACCAUGAAAACAAAAUAUGGAGCAGCAGUUGCACCCGUCUUCGUCCUUGCUGGUGCCUAUGUUGCUUGGAAUUACAUAAAUCAUCGUUUAUGGAGUAAGAAGGACGACGACAACAAUGGUCGAGAUAUCAGAAAAAGCAACCAUAAAAGCCCUGUGGAACAACGAAAAGGCGCUAAAAGCAUUAGUAAGGAGGCUUCUUUAGCAAGACGUGGAAAGGAUCAGAAAACCCUCUCAAGAUCUGUUUCAAUGGGGGCUAUUCGAGGAGGAAAAGUGGCAUUGCAGAGAUUGCUUGAUUUGCACUCGUAUCAUCUUGAUACUUCUUCCCUUGUAAAUGCUGAGACUGAAUUUGAAUCUUUGCUUUCCAAGGAAAAGCCGGAUUUUGGGUUGCUUCAGAGAGACAUUGUGAAGAUGGAAAUGAGUGGAAAAGAAGCAAAAGGAGUUGAGAUAUUGAAGAAAGCAUUGGAGAAAGCAAAAGCAGAAGGAAAAGGUCAUGAGGCUUAUGAGAUUGAGAUGUUGCUUGUGGAGAUGUUGAUCUACAUGGGAAACAUUGAAGAGGCUUUAAAAUGUAAGUGUUUAGAGGAUGAUUUCAUUACAGAUGCCAGACGUCCUCUUUACCUGACUAUAAUAUAUUACUUCCGUGGAGAUCCUGAGAAGCAAGUCGAGGAGACGUUCAACAGGUUCAGGGAGAUUCAGAUGGGUCUACAAUGGCCUGGAAGCUCAGAGGAAUGUGAGACUCACGAAAUCACAUUAGAUGAGUUCAAGAAAGUAAUGGAAUCUCUCAAGCACGAAAUUGAAGACAGCAAGAAAAGACAAACCGUAAACUCAAUUCCACGUGAGACAAAAGAAAAUUGACUUGGAAGAUAUGUUUCAAUAAUUUCAAGAAAUGGUGUUGUUAUCCAUGAAUUAAUAGAAAAAUUUGGUUCACUACU